Messenger RNA from Dermacentor andersoni, 5511 nucleotides. RefSeq lists its product as uncharacterized. Lineage: Eukaryota; Metazoa; Arthropoda; Arachnida; Ixodida; Ixodidae. The record is from RefSeq and is a predicted model, not a curated record. Gene Ontology annotation, cellular component: nucleus.
UGACCAUGGGAAAAUACUGUUGCGUACCGUCGUGUCGACAGAAGCAACUCGUGGAUCCCGCAUACAAAUCUCGAAGUAAGGUUUCAUUUUUCCGCUUGCCUUAUGGGAACAAGGAUCUGCUGCAGAAGUGGCUGGAUGCCAUAACGAAGGACGAGGACCGAGAUCUCAAGUUCCACCGAGCUACAAAAGUGUGUUCAAGGCACUUCGAUGAGGACGACUACUACCGCGGCUAUGUGAACGGCAAGCGCUACCUCAAGGAUGGCAGCGUGCCCCACAUCUUCGCUGGCAGGGUGCCCGAGAAAGGCGCCGCCGGGCACUCUCGCCCAGUUCCCGACGCAGCUUUGCUCAUCGCGACAGUCCCGCGUACCUCUGCCGUCCAUCUCGUUCGGCCACAGCUCGGUCAGACCUCGUUUACCGCAGUUGUGUUGGACACCGGAGUGUGUCGCGGCGACAAGUUGGUUCCCAACAUAAACUCCGCCGUCGUUGAGGUGAAAUGCAAAGAUGAAGUUGAGAAAUGUGAAGAUGACGUUGAGGAGAGAGCAACUGUGGACCCCGUGCACACAUACUGCAAGCCUGCUUCCGGGAAUAGAGUGGAGAAGGAAGUAGGUGUAGGUCCUGACCAUGCAUCGUGCGAUGAGCCAUCUGAGAUGUCGAACCAAGAUACCAGUUCACCACAGGCACUAUCCCACUGCAGUGUGCAAAUAGUAGCGUCCGGUGGGUACGAGUCCGAUUCCGACACGGAUGCAAGCAUGGGCUGUGUUUCAGACACCAACAUGCCCAUUAAUUCAGAAGAUGGCAUGGCAAUUCUUCCGGAUGACGCUGCCUUGGAAAUGCUCUCAGAAACAGCCACAGAGGUUCCCCCUGAGUUUGUAUAUUGUCCCAGCCAGGCUUUGCCAAGUGCUGUCCGCUUGGGCCACUCGGGGGAUGCUCACCCCAGCAACGGAGAACAGUCUCUCGAGUUGAACGGGCUUCAGAAACGUGUCUUGCAGCUGGAAAAGGAGAUUGAACAGAUGAAACAGGCCGUGGAGUGGUAUAGGCAGGAGGCAAAUGAUGCAAAGAAGGACAAGUACAAAUUAGCAAGGACAGUGGAGCUGCUCGAGCAGAAGUGCCAGAAGCUGGAGAAGUGGCAGUUCUCCAUUGAGAGCUUUCGGCACAGCUGUAAGCACGUGAACUUCUACACUGGCCUCCCUGAUUACGCAACUUUCGAGGACCUCUACCAGCGCCUGGCUGGCAAUAGAGUCGGAAGUCACACGAGAUCGUGGAGCAGUAGGUUCCUUUCUGACCGCAACAGGCUGUUCUUGCUCCUUGUUCGGUACCGGCUGGGGCUGCCUGAGCCAGACUUAGCCUUCCGGUUUCACGUGUCAUGCAAUACAGUCUCUAAUAUCUGCCUGACUUGGACCAGAUUCAUCUACCGGCACCUGCAUCAUCUUCGCUCUGGCCAUUGUACACGUGCAAGAGGUGCACCAUUGGUGAGCAGUGCUACAGAAUUUGUCAGCAACUGCGAUCGCCGUCCAACUGACUCCCACCCCGAACUGCAAGAACUUUCAGACACUGGCAAAGUAGUGACGUCAAUCUCUUCUCGUAGUGCCACAAUAUUUGUGUGCCCUCCCAUGGACAUGGCAUCGGCUAGACAUUUUGCAAAGGCGUAUGACGACAGCUGCAAGAUGGGUGACGGGGACAUAGCAGUUCAAGACAUUUUGCAUGAAAUGGGCCUUCCACCAAAUGUUUCAUGGCUUCUGGGACAGCAUGGGAGUGCGAGUGUGCUGACAGUGGAUGACAUAGUGUCUCUGCGUGAAGAUAUAGAGCUUGUGAUCCCCAAGAUAAGGGACUAUCGCAUAUUUCAGCAGCCUGUCCCACUUUCUUUGCUUCCAGUAGCGAGGGAAAUGCUUGCAAUCUGUGUGGUCCUGACCAACUUUCCCAACACUUCAUCUAGUCGUCCUGAUGAGUAAUUCAGUACCAUUGUGAAACAGUGCACUCAGCUUCUUUCAGAAAAAUGUUUGCAUAAGUUUCAUCAUCAUGCAUAAGUGCAUUACUUUCAACGACAGCUGGUGACUUCUGUGCACUGUAACCGUCCCUAGCAUCUAAUGGUCUGAGAAGAGGUUCAGUUUAGAGCUAUCUGUCCAUAAAUGUGUGGUGCUCAAACAUCUUAGAUCGAGAGUUGCACCCUGUGUCCGUUAACACUGUCUAUAAGUGGCAUGAGCCUUUGCGCAAACAAAAGCGAAGUGUUACCAAAGAUGCAGCAUAAGUGGCUGUGCAUUCUUGCGGAAGCAGGCGACUGUCGUAUAUUUAUGAGGCAUGAAAUAUAAUAUGCGUAAACAUUAUUUUUUGUUACAGCGUCAAGGUUGUCAACUCUUAACCUAAUCGAAACUCACUGAAGUGCUAAGCAAUUGAUGCCCGAGAUUGAUGCGCCAUAAAGACACUAUUGGUGUUUUCUAUUGGGUGAUCCCCGGAGCAGCCUCUGAAAUUCUGGAACGAAUGUUUGGAUUUCACCUAACCAAAUCUGCCAGUGGAGAGCAGGAAUGCUUCCGUGGGUAAUCGCACAGGAAGUUUUAGCACAGAAGUUUUGCAAACCGGUUCCGAAAAUCAUCUCUGACUUCCUGUAUGUACGUUGCCAUGGCAAGCAAAGUCUCCAGUGGGCACCAAUGAACAUGAAGGUAGAAGUGAAGUGUGCUUCUUGUCCUGUAUUUGUUCAAAUUGGCGCCUCUGCGGUGGAGCAAGUGAGAACAAUCUUGCACGGAGUGGUCGAUCUGAAAAUGGCCAGUGGAAAGUGCAAACCUGCUGCAGCGACCAGUGUAAAACACUAUGAGAAGAAAACCAAGUCUUUUUCCCAUAUAAAACUUUUGAUGACCUUUGUACUUGUCCUUUUCUUUGCUUAAAAUACACAAUGCAGAAACAGGCCCAACUGUACGAGACAAUUUAGAAGACAUUGUGAUAGUGUACAAGAGCUUUUCUUUUUCUUGCCUCCUGUAAUGUGAAAAAUGUUGCACAAUAUGGCACUGAGUCCAGAGGCCGAACCAUGAAAUUAUUAGAUUAUUGACUUCUUCUUUUUUAGAGUGGUUUUGUUUCUAAAUGACUGCUAUAGAAUAUUGGGAGCUAUAGACCUUUUUCAUCCGCGAUGUGGCAGCACUGCGUUUAUGACCCCAGAGAACUUCCGGUCAGCCAUUUACGAGAGUCAUGUUAGCCAAGAAAAAAAAGUAUUUUGCCGCAUACUACACUGCAGGCUCAUAUUCUUGAUGUUUUCAGAAAAAAGAAUGCGCAAUUCAUCAAACUCGGGCGCGGGCUUUUUUUUUUGUUGUUGCACUUAACAAUACAAUUCAUUGUCAAAUACUCCAACUCUCCAACAAAGCUGGUGCCAGCUGGAGGGUCCUGUAAGUUUAUAGGCCAAUGUAACUUCUGUUGCUCUUGACGGCUUAACCAGAAGUCUUCUGGGAACUCUGUAAGCUUGAAAAAGGUCUAUGUGCUGCUUCUGUGCAAGACUAAUAGCAGGUACGUUGUUAAUCAUGUACAGUCACCGUCAAAAGUUUACUACAUGUACAUCGCAAGAGAAAGCCAAAUUUCAGCACAUAUUUAGCAUGAAGCCAGUGAAACAGUGCUGCAAUGUGUUGGUUGUGUGUGCUGGCAUGAGUAGCGAAUCUUAAACCUAAGCUGCGUGGCCAGGUUUGCAAAUAACCAGGAUUUUUUUCUUCAAAUUUUGUGCCCCAUAAGCUUUUGAUGCACACUGUAACCAUGCACACUGAUGCAAAUUGACAAGCAGCAUGUGUAUUCAAAUGUUCUCGGUGAUUUUACACGCACAUAGAAUGUAGAUGUGUUCCGUGAGGCUGUAUGUUUGAACACGUAGGAUAGGUGAUGCUUAUUUGCUCAUCUUGUUUGAAUAUAAAGGGCCCCUCUCCAGGCCCCAUAGCAAAUUUUGGUUAUAUACGCUGGAAGUUGUUACGUGCCCUUUAGGGGACCUUCUGCUGCAAAAAUUUUUCAAAUUGGCUCAUUAUAGCCGACAGAAAUAUUUCAGUGCCGCAAACCCGAUUUCAGCAAGCGAGCUCCACUGCCAAGCGAGACACUCUUCACUCAUCCCGUCUAGCCUCUGCAAGCGAAAUUCCUUCCCUGCAGUCUCCCAUACAGGAAGUGGAGGAUUGCGCGAUGCAUAUGUCACAGGCCCCACCUUCAGUUUUUUUUUUCUCCUCGCUUCUUGCGGCGUGGUGCACUUUCGUUGACGGCAUCACGUGCGAGCUGUUGUAAUUGUCUCGUUUCACGCAGCGCACGAUUUUGCGCGUCGCGCAGGACGACGCCUGACUAGCGGUACAAUUCAGUGCUACACGAAUACUGAGGCAGACACAAAAGAAUCACAGAGCAUGAUCCCGUGCUGGAGCACAGUAUAAAAUGACAUAGUUUCAGUGUCUGUGCGCAACUGCACGACAUGGGAACAAGCAGGCGAAAUGGAAGUACUUCUCUCUUGCUGGGGUGAAAAGUAAAACAAGAACGUUCAGACAUUUGGCUUACGUGUUUUAUUAUUUCUCUAAGCUUUAAGUCGUCUGUUCAAACAACACGUUACACAAAUAACAGAUGUUGCCUUGAAUAAUUCUUGAAGUGACAUGUCUCGAUGAUUGACAUGACACUUAAGAAUGAAGAGCAAUCAUUGCUUGGAAAGUAAUUUAGUACUCCCUUUUACAUAGCCCAUGGUUGUACAUCAUAAGGUUAAAAAGAAGGAUGAGAGAAGAAAUGUGUUGCAUCAUGGUUUGUCAUCAUUGCUGUGCCAUUGAAAAGGUUUUCUUAGCCUCUUACCUGUGGUUUGGCAUUGGUCAUUUCCUUGCCGACUAUAUUUUGGGAUUGCAAUGACACCUGGGCAUGUUGCCUGAAUAAGACUACUUGCUGUCUAGCCCGGUAGACAAUGUGGGUCACUGGAACAGACAACUUGAGCACAGGGUAUGAGCAGCAGGGUAUGUGCUAAUUCUUGGGCAAUUCCUCGAAUUGGUGUACCACAGGGGGUAUGAUGCCUUAUAGGUACAUAGAGAUGUGUUGUACUUUCGUGUCCUCUAAUCGAUGUUCUUCCCUCGGCAAGCAUCGUACAUCGCGUAUGUCCCCAUGAUACAAGUAGUGAAGUACUGGUGUCGGCCUCUACUACUGCUACCUUGCCAAUUCAAACAAGCUUCUCAUCUCAAUUCCAACAUUGUGAUGGAUUUGCAUGUUCUUGCACGUGGGUCCAAUAAUUAAAGUGUGAAAUGCAAAUUAAAAGGCAGGAAAUUUAAUCAUACAGUAGUAAGGUGUCAAUAACUGUCUUGCAGAGUUUCUGAUCAAACAUUUCUAUUAUCUAUCCAGUUGAACUUUCUCACAGGUUUUUGCAAAGUCUAUUGCAUCUUUCUGAGAAAAGUACGAAAAUAUCUUGAAAUAGGAGCUUCCUUAAUGUUAAAGUUGUGGUAGAUAUGUAGAGUGGAAGUUCAUUGAUGUUACAGUGCUAAUAUAAAGCUGUUAAAAUUUAUUCAGUGUGUCUGCUUGCAAUAAAUCAUGGUUUCUACUGUU